AUGAUGCAGUUAGGUAAUGAGUUAAUGAUGCUUCAAAGGGCUGUGAUCUUGGAUGAACAAGGAGAUAAGAUCACCAAGCCAAAGGCACGUUGGACAACCGAUGAGAAAAAUCUAUCUAAGUAUAAUGCAAGGGCUCUUAACGCCAUCUUUGGUGCUAUUGAUGAUGACGACUUUAAGCUUGUUCAAGGUUGUGAAUCAGCUAAAAAAGCUUGGGAUAUUCUGCAGAAGUCUCAUGAAGGGAAUUCGAGUGUUAAAAGAACAAGAUUGGAUCAGCUUGCUUCUCAAUUUGAAGUUCUAAGGAUGGAUCCAGAAGAGACAAUCUCUCAAUUCAGUGCUAAAAUGAGUUCUAUUGCCAAUGAAGCUAAGAAUCUUGGUAAAACAUACAAGAAUACCAAGUUGGUUAAAAAAUUAAUUAGGUGUCUGCCAUCUAAGUAUGCAGCACACAAAGCUGUCAUGAGAGUCUCUGGAAACACUGAUACUUUGAAAUUUGAAGAUCUAGUUGGUAUGUUGAAGUCAAAAGAGAUGGAGGUUGCUGAAGAACAGAGAAUUCAUGACAAAGGGAUUGCAUUCAAGGUAGAUGACACAAACGACCAGCUGAAAGAAAUUAAAGAUAACAUGUCCUUGAUGGCAAGAAAUUUUGGAAAAGCUCUCAAGCGUGUUGAAAAAGGACAGGGACGAGAAUUAGCUUGCUGGAAUCGAAGUGCUACAGAGAGGUCUUGUUCUAUGCCAAAUGUAUCUGAGAAAGAAAAAGCUAAUCGGAGAAAAGAGAUUCAAUGUCUUGAAUGUGGUGGUUUUGGUCGUUACAAACUUGAGUGUCCAAUGGUUAAGCGCAAGGAGAUGAAGUGCUUUGAAUGUAAAGGGAUUGGACAUUUAAAAUCUGAAUGUCCAAACAUGGUGAAAGGAAAUAAUAAGGCAUAUGUUAGCUUUAGUGAUUCAGAAUCAGAGAGUGAUGGGGAUGAAAAAGAAGGACGAAUGUUGAAUCUUUUUGCAUACAGUGCUAAAAGUGAUGAUAUAGCUGAUGAAAGCUCAGAUGAUGAUGAUGAAGAAUCAAUUACAAAAGAGAGCUAUUGUGUACUCUAUGACAAUUGGGUUCAACUAUGUAAUGAAAAAUUGCUACUUAUCAAAGAAAAAUUGCAGUUGGAAGCCUAG
Camelina sativa (false flax) is the source of this 1149-nucleotide messenger RNA. NCBI's taxonomy places the organism in Eukaryota, Viridiplantae, Streptophyta, Magnoliopsida, Brassicales, Brassicaceae. The record is from RefSeq and is a predicted model, not a curated record.